Molecule: messenger RNA, 6926 nt
Organism: Anolis sagrei ordinatus
Lineage: Eukaryota; Metazoa; Chordata; Lepidosauria; Squamata; Anolidae
Gene: ATAT1
Product: alpha tubulin acetyltransferase 1
Biological process (GO): alpha-tubulin acetylation
Cellular component (GO): microtubule
Molecular function (GO): tubulin N-acetyltransferase activity
Source: RefSeq, a predicted model, not a curated record
CCGUGCGUAUUGCGUCAUCGUCAUGGUCGCCGCUGCCGUACAGUCAGCCUAGAAGGCUGCCAGGCUCUCCUCUUGCGCUGAUAGGCGGAAGAAGAGAGGGAAAGAAAAGGACCCGGAUGCCGGGAACAUGGAGUUCCCUUUCGACGUGGACGUCCUCUUCGGGGAGCGGAUCACGACGGUGGACCAGCGCUUGCUGCCCUCGGGGCGAAGGGGAGCCGGCCUGUCCACCACCCACAGGAUGGACCUGCAGCAGCAGCUGAUGACAGUUAUAGAUGAGAUGGGCAAAGCCUCUGCCAAGGCCCAGAAUCUGGCAACUCCAAUCACCAGCACCUCCCGAAUGCAAACCAACCGCCAUGUUCUCUACAUCCUGAAGGACAGUGAAGCCAAAACGGCUGGAAAAGGAAUUAUCAUUGGCUUCCUCAAGGUUGGAUACAAAAAACUCUUUGUACUGGAUCGCAAUGGAGCUCAUAAUGAAGUGGAGCCCCUGUGUGUCCUGGACUUUUACAUACACGAGUCUCUCCAGAGGCAUGGCUAUGGCAAGGAGCUCUUCCAUUACAUGUUACAGCGGGAACGAGUAGAACCCCACCAGUUGGCAAUCGACCGUCCCUCAGAGAAACUGCUGUCCUUCCUCCGGAAACACUAUUGUCUCAGUGACACUAUCCCUCAAGUGAACAACUUUGUGGUUUUCCAGGGCUUCUUCAGCUACCAGCGUGCUCCAAUGAGAAAGAUGCCUCCAAAACGUCAUGAGGGGGAGAUCAAACCAUACUCCCUAUCAGACCGAGAGUUCCUGAAGGAAGAGGUUGAACCGCCAUGGCCCUUCAACCAGUCUCACUCAAUGAUCCGCUCCAGCAGUGUAGGGAACUCCCCGGUGCGGGGGUGCCUCAAGCCUUUUCUCAAUGAACAGGAGCUGCUGAAGAAUCUGCGCCUCUGCCCUCCGCACUCGACUGCCCAGCAUCUGAUGAACGGGGAGCCCUGUGAUUCAGUUUCACAGAGGCGGAGAACCAGCUCUCUGAAUCGUACUGAAAACAGUCAUUGAUCGCCGGUCUUUGCUGUGUCUCUCCAACUCUUGGGCCUCCAAUUGUGUCUUGAGUUCUUUCUAGAAGUGAGAUUUGGUUUUACAUCCAAUUUCCUCAUCCCCUUCUUUUUUAUAAUAUUUUAUGGGUAGGAUAUCUAAGGAUGUGGACUUAUUUAUAUGGUGUGGGACUGUGAGAGUUCUUUGGGGGUGGGGUGGGGUCUGUCUUUACUUUUUUAUGCCAUAAUCCCCAAAAGCCCUUAAGAAAAGGAACUUAGCUGCAUUUUACAAGAGCACAUCCUUUUGCUUGGCUUAAAAAGGUCUUUCGGAGUAUUUAUUAUGUUGUGCUUCAGUUCCAAAGCAAACAGAGUUUAUAGGUGGAAAUGUAGGUGUUUGAGACAAAAUAUCCUACAAUGUAUUACACAUACUCAGAACUGCAGCCUUUUGCCAAACAGACCUGCCUUGAGCUCUUGUCAGUGCUUUGUUGUGACUGUUAGAAAUGGAUCCAAAGAAGAAAAUGGACAGAGGACUCCUAUAAAUUACCACAAUUCUAGAAGACAUCUCUUUUUAAAGGUCUGGUAAGAGCAAAGUCUAGUUUUCAGCAAGGUUAAGCAAUCCGCCUCAGAUGGCAAAUUUCGCAGUACUGUUUAAAAAAAGAUCAAGUUAUUUAAGUGAUGGUUCUGCAGCUCUUUGAACAAGGCAUAAUUUUGCCCUUUGGCCAUCUAUUAUUUUUUCUUAGAUUGGAGGUAGAUGGUUGCUUUUAUUUCAUGAAUUGGAGGUAAUAGGGAAGAGGUGUUGAUGCCUUUGGUGCAUAUGGUUUGUGCUGUUUAUCUGGUAAGUAGAUUUUGUAGUGAAUUUGCCACUUUAGAGGUUCCUCAAGUCAGAGCAGCUGCCUGGGAGGAUGUCAUAAAAGCUCAUGAUGUCAAUGUUUGUUUAGUCAGCAGAAGUCCUUUCCAUUUUUCAUCAUUUUUCUGAUCAAAUAGAUUCUCAUCUGUGGAUAUUUGUGGCCCUACAUAUAUUUAUUUAGCCUUUAAAGUGCCACAAGUCCUUAUUUUGUUUGGUACGUUUUGUUGAUGACUCCAUUCAAAAUGAUUGUCUUCAGGAAGCCAGGCAAAACUUUUAUGGAAUGGAACACAGUUGGUUUGUUCUCUUUCAGGCUGUUUGUGAUGAUUCACUGACUUAGAAAUAUGGGGCAAGCUAGAGAAUGAGUAACAUGGAUAUGUGGGUAGGCUACCCACCUUUGUGGACAUAUUUGAAAAGCUUGAAAAAGGAUGGGAAGCUAUGAGGGGAUCAAACAAAUCAAUCCCAAAAACCUGGAUCAACUGAUCCGUGAGUAAGUAAGUAUAGGACGUUGACUCUUAUAAAACAAAACAAAAAUAGAACCAUCCCCUUUUUUGAGUAAAUGGUGAAAGGCAAAAGUUUAGUUCAACUUUAUAACCUAAAAGAAGCACCAGUCUUCUCCAGAGCACCAGAGUGUGGUGGAGGCUCCUUCUUUGGAAGCUUUUAAACAGAGGCUGGAUGGACAUCUGUCAGGGGUGAUUUGAAUGCAAUAUUCCUGCUUCUUGGCAGAGGAUUGGACUGGAUGGCCCAUGAGGUCUCUUCCAACUCUUUGAUUCUAUGAUUCUAACCCCCCCCCCCCCCAAAUAAAACCUGGUUUACUCAAGAAUUUUAACUGGUUAACCAAGUUAUGAAUAAACCAGGUUUCUUUUUUAACUUGACAGAUUUCAGGGCAGGGUUAAACUUUAACACACACACACACACACAUGGCUAUGGCCCUGCCUACAAAUACAGAGCAAAAGGAGAAACAUCAUCCCAACACAGAAAUAAGCUCAGCAGUUGCUCCAUCUACUGUAUUUUAGGGCUUCUUGUACCAUACAUUCACAGCUUUACGAAGAAAUGGGAAUGGAGUGAGUCAAAGUAAACAUCCAGUUCUCUGUGGCUUAGGUUUCCAUUUUGCAGUGGUGUGGGUUUGUUUUUUCCCAGUAGCCACAGUGAAUACUAAUAGCAGUUUGAUUUGCUCACUGUCCAUAUUUUUAAAAAUAUCUUGCUGGUAGCUAUGGAGCUCAGGCCAAGCAUCCAGGGGAGACUAAUAAAGCCCACUGUUAUUAAGUGUUUCAAUAGAAACCCUUCAAGGGCAUUCAAGCAUGGCCCUCUUCUCUGCCAAUCCAGCCCUGCUCCAUUCCCCUGUCUUUCUCUGCUGCAUGGGGUGUCAGUUGUGUGGUCUGUAGUGUUUUUGAGGUGAUGUUUUGUUUUGGAGUGGGGCACUUGUAGCCUAUAAAGGAUGUUUUGUGUGUUUUGCGUUAUUCUUUCGACAGACGUGAUUCUGAUGAUUUCAAAAAUACACAGCAGUUGCCUCUAUUCUUGCAGAACAGGGGAAGCCUUUAUAAGGCUGUGUAAAUGGCAGAGCUUGGACAAAUUAUUUCUUUGGGCUACGUCUCCUGUCAUUGCCCUGGUCUGCGUGGCUAUUAUCCAAAAAAGCUUUUCUAGAAAGAGCAAGUAACGUUUCCAAGCUCUGAUGAAAUGGUUACCUGAACUUGAAAAGCAGGAACUUUUUCCCCGGGACAAUAGAGCAAUUGAUUGUUCAGAGGAUGAGAGAGGAGGAAACCAGAAGAUGGGAGACUUGUGUGCCUUGAAGCUGGAAUUGGUUGCAAGAAGGAAAAAGGAGUUGGGUAUGCAUAAGGACAAGCCUAAUAGAGAAGUAAAUGUAUGUAAAGUGAGAACUGGGAAGGAGGAAGAUGAAUUGUGUGCCAAGAUAGCCAGACUCUGUGCCAGGAAAACCAGCAACUUCCCUAGCGAUGAACACAUGAAGUUGCUUAGCUUUCUUCGUUUAGAUAUUUACUCAUUGGUAAUUGUAUUCAAAUCAAGACCAGGAAGCCAAUGUGGUGAAGUAGAUGGGCUGUAGGAAUGGGACCUCAGUUCAGAUCUCCACUUAGCCAAUAACGCUCUUGGAAUGAUUUUGCUUAAAUGACUCUCUCAGUUGACCUACCUCACAGGGUUGUUGUGAGGAAAAAGAGUGGAGUAGUGAUCUUAUUUUCUUUUAGCUAUUUCUGGAGAAAGGUCAGGAUGAAAAUUUUGUAAUAACUCUUAUUCAGGAGCACUAUACAGAUUCUGGUUUUUGAAACCAGGAAAGUCUGGCUUGAAACCUGAAUCUGAAUCUGAAGCCUGAAGAAUAAGUGCUAAGUAGGUUGUUGUAGGUUUUUCAGGCUAUAUGGCCAUGUUCUAGAAGCAUUCUCUCCUGACGUUUCACCUGAAUCUAUGGCAAGCAUCCUCAGAGGUUGUGAAUAAGUGCUAAGCUUAUUCAUAUUUGACUUAAAACGGUUAUUGUGAUUGCCUGUGGCUAAACAAAAAUACAGGUAUGUCUUGGUUAACAAAUCUAGGCACUCCCCAAGUUACAAACAUCCAACUUUCAAAUGACUCAAAUAAGAACAGGGGUGAGACAACAGGAAGUGAGGGAGAUUUACCCCUAGGAAGGGAAAUUCACUCCUGAAAGAGUUAUCAUGAGGAAAAGGAGCCUCCACUGAAGCUUUAUCACCAAUUCUUGUUUCCACAACAAGGUGAAAUCUUCUGAACAACAAAAGGUACAGACAGCAAAACAAACAUCACAGCAGUUCACCCUUCCCUAUGCUAUCCACAUCUCUCUCAUAUCUAUUAUCUAUACACAUAAUUAACUUGAAAAUGUGUGUAUGUGGCGGAGAUGUUCACUUCAACAGCUUCCGACCUCCACAAACAGGCUAUAGUUCAAGUGCUGAGAAGACUCCAAAGACACUCCCUCCACUAAUAUUGCUGGUUAGAGCGAGCACCAUGAACAUGUCUCCCAACCCCUGCCAAUGCUCUUCCCAAACACCACACUGCACAUCCAAAUGAAGGCUUUUAUUCAGGGACAAUUUCAUCCUAGAUGUUCUGUUUUUCCUUCAGAAUAGACAUCCCAGGGUUCCUUACUCUCUCUAUUGAUAUGCAAUUUGCAUGACUCCGCCCACUGCCUUUCCCUUAACCCUCUCCUGCCCACUAAAUGAUAUUACCUACACCCCAAAACAAACAAUGCCUUUCUCAAAUAACUCGGGCACCACCGGGUACUCAAGUGUGUGUGUGUGUGUGUGUAUAUACAUGCACACACACGGAUGGAUGGAGUUACACUUUAGAAAUGCACCUGUUUAGACUUACAUACAGAUUCAACUUAGGAACAAACCUAUCUUUUUCGUACCUUGGGGCUGCCUGUAGACAUGUCGCUGGCCAUUACUUUUUAACAGAAAAUUUGGUACAUAGAAAGAAUGGAGACAGAUUCCUACCUUACAGAAUAGUUUAAGUAACUAUUCCAAAUGAAUACUAUGCACAUGGGAAAUCAGACUUAGAUAACUAUAUGUGCCAUUGACUGGCUACAGUAAAAUUCCACUUUCUCUCAUGUGAAGAUUUCCUGCAUUGGUUUCUAAAGGCAUACUGAUGCAAUCUGACAUCCACAUCUGUAUUGCUACAUCACUUUUUCACCAUCAUAAUACAGACACUGUUAAAAAAAUUCCACUAGUCAGAUGAAGAAGAAGACAAGAGAGAUGUGGAGAUGUAGAGAGGCAUUAAAAGGGAACUUCUUUGCCAGCGGCUUUGUUAGCUGAGGUGUACCUGUAAAUUAUUAUGCCCUCUCUCUAUCUUAAAGGCCAAAAAAAAUCCUCAUUACUUGAUGAAAGUUCAGGGUCUUAGGCUGCUAAUUUCAAAGCCCAUGUUAUCUGCUUGGGUGGCACAACUGGAACAUGCACCAGUGUCUAUAAGUCAUGGAUUCACCUUAUUUAUUUUGUUCCCAGCUAUAACUGGCAUCAAUAUAUUAAAAGGCAUCUGAGGAACAGAGGCACUGAAAGCAGCCAUGACUGAGGUAUUAUCCAUUUCAUGUGCCAAUAUAGGAUCUGCUUUUGCUUGCAAAUGCCAAAUGUUUUGUGUGACUAUGUAGUACGUGAUUCCUCUAUGACCCACGAACACGGCAUGUCAUCACGUGGUUGUGCCCUCAGGCAACAUGGGCACAGCUUUAAUGGUAACCGCUUGGCUUCCUAGGAACUGUUUUGCUAGUUCUGUCCACAUAACUGUUGAACAGCAGCUGCCUAGCUGCCCCCAGAAAGUUCACAACCACAUUCAGAGGGUGGUGGAUUUUUCAGCUCCUGUUUGUCCUCUCCACCUGGAAGUCAGAAGGCAUGCAUGCAGCAGUCUUAAUUGUUUAGUUGUCAUUGCAGAUCAUGUUCUUGUUGGGUUGUUGUGAGUUUUCCAGGCUGUAUGGCCAUGUUCCAGAAGCAUUCUCUCCUGACUUUCCAGAUAUUGGUGGUGCUAUCUGGAUCCUCUUGGAAUUGAAUCUCAAAAUAUCUAAAGGUCCAUAUCUCUUAUGUAAAACUUAGACCUGUAAAUGACAACUUAUUAACAAUAGUUCCUCCUAAGUUCCUGGAGCAUGCCCCUGAUCUUCUGAUGCUGAGGACAAACAGGUUGGCUUUUCAUUGGGUUUGCUGGAAGCAUUCUACUCCUCUUUCUUUGUCUGGGUUUCAACUGUAGAAACAGUUUUUAUGUUACAGCCACAGUUACAGCACUGAGGUUUCUGAUGUAAAAGUGAAACCAAAAGUCGCAGGAGUUCUUGGUGCACAAAUUAUAACUGUUGAGUAGCUUAAGAACAGUUUUCUUGAGCUUGUGAGGUUUGCUGAAGGAAACAUCACCAUUUGAUAGCAUAUAUUAGACUUUUAAGAUCGACACCUUCCAGUGCUCCAGUAUCUUUGUUCUUGCAACUCUACAGCAUCCCUCUGUGAGGUCUGCCCUUCUUAUUCCCUUUCUAUACCACCCUUUCUUAUUAAAGCACCCAGAGCCUGAACUGACUUCAGCUGUUGAUGUAUGGCAUGGACAAACGUUAACUUUUGUUUACAUUUCAAUAAAGUUUGGAUUUUUUAAAAUUUCA